ACACAGGACAUAAAACUGGAACUCAAACGCGGACUGAGGGGGGAAUUUGGGGACAGUCAUGGCGGGGCUUGGAGUGAAGAGGAGGAAAGCGGGGCUCCCUGGUUUUUGCUGGAAAACCUGCUACUUUCAUAUUUUAUUCUGGGUUGUCUCGGUCUGUGGUGAAGAGAAGACGUUCAUCGUUGAGACAUGGCUGAAGAACUAUGGCUACCUGCUCCCCCACGACAUCCGGACGUCGGACCUGCGGUCAGAGAAAGCCAUGCAGUCGGCAGUCGCUGCCAUGCAGCGAUUCUAUGGCAUCCCAGUGACUGGAAUCCUGGAUCAGACCACCAUAGAGUGGAUGAGGAAACCUCGAUGUGGCGUUCCUGACCACCCCCACAUCAGCCGGCGGAGGCGGAAUAAACGCUACGCCCUGACGGGACAGAAAUGGAGAGACAGAAAGAUCUCUUACAGCAUACACAACUUUACCCCUAAAGUGGGGGAGAAAGACACGCAGAGAGCCAUACGGCAGGCCUUUGACGUGUGGCAGACGGUGACCCCACUGACUUUCCAGGAGGUGGCCUACUCCGAGAUCAAGAACGAGGGGAAGGAGGCCGACAUCAUGAUCUUUUUCGCCUCUGGAUUCCAUGGUGAUAGCUCUCCCUUUGACGGAGAGGGGGGGUUCCUGGCCCACGCCUACUUCCCGGGCCCUGGGAUCGGAGGGGACACUCACUUUGAUUCGGACGAGCCCUGGACACUAGGCAACGCUAAUCAUGAUGGUAAUGACCUUUUCUUGGUGGCGGUACAUGAGCUUGGGCACGCCUUGGGACUGGAGCAUUCGAAUGACCCCAGUGCCAUAAUGGCUCCCUUCUACCAAUACAUGGAGACACACAACUUCAAACUACCCCUCGAUGACCUCCAGGGUAUCCAGAAAAUAUACGGUGUCCCUACAGCCAUGCUGGAGCCUACACGACCACUGCCCACCUUGCCCGCUCGCCGAACCCACCCCACCUCAGAGAGGAAACAUGACCGUCAGUCCCGCCCGCCACGUCCGCCCUCUGGUGACAGGCCCUAUUUCCCCAAUGGCAAACCCAACAUCUGUGAUGGCAACUUCAACACCGUGGCCUUCUUCAGACGCGAGAUGUUUGUCUUCAAGGACCGAUGGUUCUGGCGACUGCGGAACAACGAGGUGCAGGAGGGCUACCCGAUGCAGAUUGAGCAGUUCUGGAAAGGUCUACCGCCCCGUAUCGACGCCGCCUACGAGAGAUCGGACGGCAAAUUUGUAUUCUUUAAGGGUGACAAGUACUGGGUAUUCAAAGAGGUGACUGCUGAGCCCGGGUACCCCCAGAGUCUGGUGGAGCUGGGUAACUGUCUCCCUAAGGACGGCAUUGACACAGCACUGCGCUGGGAGCCCGUGGGCAAAACCUACUUCUUCAAAGGGGACCAGUACUGGCGCUAUAACGAGGAGAAACGCAUGGCCGACCCGGGCUACCCCAAACACAUCACUGUGUGGAAGGGCAUCCCCGAGGCGCCGCAGGGAGCCUUCGUCAGCAGGGAGGGCUUUUAUACCUAUUUCUACAAAGGGAAGGACUACUGGAAGUUUGACAACCAGAAGCUGACCGUUGAGCCCGGCUACCCCAAGUCUAUUGUCAAUGACUGGAUGGGCUGCCACCAAUCAGACAUGGAGAAGAACAAAGAUCGGCAGCUUCCCCACGAUGACGUGGACAUCAUGGUGACCAUCAAUGACGUGCACAGCACUGUCAACGCCAUCGCUGUGGUGAUUCCCUGCAUCCUGUCCCUGUGCAUCCUGGUCCUGGUCUAUACCAUCUUCCAGUUCAAAAACAAAGGGGUGCAACAGAACGCCACCUACUACAAACAUCCUGUCCAGGAGUGGGUAUGACAGGCUUAGGCAGCGCGCCGCCACUUACGAUACGAAACUGCGCUGAGAGGGCUACAAAAACUCUGAGCACCAUGUGACCAGUGCCUGUCUUGCACAAACCCUUUGCGAGAAGGGAAGGAGGGGAAUUAAGUUACUCCCUUUCAUCCACUGUCAAGGACCUCUAGAUGAACAUCGCCAAAAUUGAGUAUGUUGAAUAUUAGCAUGAGGCAAUUCAUAGGACGCUGGGAGGCUUUGAGGGUAAGGACAGAGCACAGCAAAUCCGAUUGCUCUGCCUUUUGCACCUCGUCUAUCUGUUGUCCAUUCUUAUCUGGCUGUUUCAGUGGGGGUUGUCACACAUACUUUACCUCGAUGGGACUCCCAUACACUUUUUCUCAGGGGGAGAGAGAGGGGGAGCCUACCCUCACAUAGCCAGGUACCAGUAAUCUGUCUGAGUCCAGUAUCAACUUGUACAUGAACUUCAAGUAUUAUCAAGUCAAACAAGAUAUUUAAAGAAAAAAUGUAAACUUGAACAAAAAAUGUAGUAGAAAGGCCAUAGAAAAGAAUACCAAGGAUUUUUGUGGAUCAUUUAAUAUUUUCAGUUCGAGAGCUUGGAGUUAUCAAGAGGAGAAACUUUGUACAUCGCAAAUGAUAAAUGUCUUCAUAGCCAGACCUCUGCCUCUAGCGAUGGACUCACCUAAGCUAGAGGACUGAGACUAUAAGUAUGUGUGCUGAAGGACCGCCGCUAUAGCAACAUCCCCCAGCACAGACUCCCUGCUCCUCUGCCUGGACCAAGGGGCGUAGGGGAGAGUGAAUUAGCAUUUAAAGACAUUGGUCACAGUUAUCCUUCUUAGAAUUAUACUUAGUUUUAUUUAUCUUUUACAUGCCCCAAGGUGUAGAGGAGUACCUAUGGCCGUUUCCAUAGGCUAAGCACGUCAGACCAACAUUGACUAGGCACAAUGAACUGCUGUUGAGGCAGACUGAAUUCCACUCCAUACCCCUCUUCAUUCCUCCUUAUUUCUCUCACUUUCUCUCUUCCUCCAACUGUGUCGCUCUCUCUUUAUAUACAGUGCCCUCCGUAAUGAUUGGGAAAAUGAAGCAUUUUUUCUUCUUUUGUCUCCUCUAUACUCAAAGUUUGGAUUUGAAAUCAAACCAUGACUGAGGUUAAACUGCAGACUGACAACUUUAAUUUGAGGGUGUUUUCAAUCAUAUCGGGUGAACGGUUAAGUACUUACAGCACUUUGUGUACGUAUUCCUCCCAUUUUAGGGCACCAAAAGUAUUGGGACAAAUUCAUGUGUAUUAAAGUAGUAAAAGGUUAAGUAUUUGGUCCCAUAUUCAUUA
Oncorhynchus tshawytscha (Chinook salmon) is the source of this 3194-nucleotide messenger RNA. RefSeq names its product matrix metallopeptidase 24 (gene mmp24). The record is from RefSeq and is a predicted model, not a curated record. Bases 59 to 1876 code for a protein of 605 amino acids. Gene Ontology annotation, biological process: collagen catabolic process; extracellular matrix organization; proteolysis. The transcript is spliced from 9 exons. Gene Ontology annotation, molecular function: zinc ion binding; metalloendopeptidase activity. Gene Ontology annotation, cellular component: extracellular matrix. NCBI's taxonomy places the organism in Eukaryota, Metazoa, Chordata, Actinopteri, Salmoniformes, Salmonidae.